AUGGGUGCACCAUUCGCACAUUUUGUCAAUGUUAUUUGUCCGUCAGAUGGUUCCCGUCUCUUUUAUGAACCACCUGACAACAGAAUAGAUGAACUUAAUAAGUCUGGCACAUGUAAAUUGUGGCAAAACCUUCCUUGUCCAUUGAGAGGCACCUCCUGUUCCUCAAACACGGACUGUCUUGGACGAGGAAUCUGUUGCUACCAUUCGUGUGGGACGGCUUACUGCGUUGACGAAGAUUCAGAAAAUGAUCCUUGUGCUGGAAAAAAAUGCGGGCAUGGAGAGAUUUGCUUGAGGGAUGGUCCCAGAUCCAGAUGCCUAUGUCCUCCACGCUGCAUAGGAAAUCGUCGAGUUCCACGUGUUUGCGGAACUGAUGGCAUCACCUACAAAAACCUUUGUGAAUUGUUGAGAACCGCGUGUAUUAUCGGAGACACUACUCUGAAGAUGAAACACCUACAUCGAUGUGGUUCCAAACCGGUGGUCAAACCAACAACAACCACUCCGCCCAUCACGCAAUCUCCAACAGAACCACCCUUUAAGGUGAGUCCGACUCAUGAAGAUUAUCAAGAAUUGACUGAAGGGGAACGUGGUAAUAUUACAUGUCGAAUUGAAGGAACUGUCAUCUCGUACACAUGGCUGCUUCCAAACCGUGGACCACUACCAUCGAGAAUACGCCCUUUUAGAAACAUUUUGUCGUUCAGGAACGUACUUAAAGGGGAUGGUGGCGUUUACACUUGCGAGGCAGUUGGUGGACCAGAUGGAAACCAGGUUGUUAGGGCGCUUGUUAAUGUUACAAUCGAACCAGCUAUUCCAGCAGAAGUUGAUUUUUGUGACGAGCCUGCCGCAGUUGGAAAUUGUUCAAGAUUGAUAAUUCGGUGGAAUUUUAACAGUAAUGUGGAAGAAUGUGUUCCAUUCAUAUACUCUGGUUGUGCAGGAAAUUCAAACAACUUUCUCAACAAGGAAACGUGCGAAGCUGUGUGCAAGAAGAAAGAAGUACCAGACAACAGAAUUUGUCCAGCACCCCGGACGCGAUCCGUUGCACAACACCUAUGUGGAAAUGAUCAAUGUUCUACAAAUAAUGACUGUCCACCGGGAACAAGGUGCUGCUCAACAACAUGCUGCCAAGGGAGCUGCAAAAAAGAGUGCGUCAAACCUGUUUUUCCAGAUAAGCCAGGCACGUGUCCUGCUCCACCUAGUGACCAAUCAGACUGUCCAUUUCCCACCGACGAGUGCUCAGUUGAUCACGAUUGUGACGAA
Pocillopora verrucosa is the source of this 1254-nucleotide messenger RNA. The record is from RefSeq and is a predicted model, not a curated record. Lineage: Eukaryota; Metazoa; Cnidaria; Anthozoa; Scleractinia; Pocilloporidae.